UUUGUCCCUGGGCCUUGCCGUACCGUCCAGGCGGUGAGGGGCAUUCUGGUUCCGUCGUGGGAAACCGCCGGUGGGGACCGUUUGUCCCUCGCCACAGCCACCACCGCCGACAUGAACCGCGAAAGCUUCACGGCGGGCGAGCGGCUCGUGUCGCCGGCUUACGUGCGGCAAGGCAGUGAGGCCCGCCGCUCGCACGAGCACCUCAUACGGCUGCUUCUGGAGAAGGGAAAGUGUCCGGAGGAUGGUUGGGAUGAAAGUACACUGGAACUCUUCCUGCAUGAACUUGCCAUCAUGGACAGCAACAAUUUCCUGGGCAACUGUGGCGUGGGAGAGAGGGAAGGCAGAGUGGCAUCUUCAUUAGUUGCUCGACGUCAUUACAGGUUCAUUCAUGGAAUCGGACGCUCAGGUGAUAUUUCUGCUGUGCAACCCAAAGCUGCAGGUUCCAGCCUUUUGAACAAAAUCACCAAUUCUUUGGUCCUGGACAUCAUCAAGCUAGCUGGUGUGCACUCAGUGUCCAACUGCUUCGUAGUUCCUAUGGCAACUGGUAUGAGUUUAACUCUGUGUUUCUUAACGCUGCGGCACAAAAGACCAAAGGCCAAGUAUAUUAUAUGGCCGCGAAUAGACCAGAAGUCCUGCUUUAAGUCUAUGAUCACUGCAGGUUUUGAGCCUGUGGUCAUAGAGAAUGUUCUGGAAGGAGACGAGCUGCGUACAGACCUGAGAGCAGUGGAGGCUAAAGUCCAGGAACUUGGACCCGACUCCAUUCUCUGUGUUCAUUCUACCACUUCCUGUUUUGCUCCAAGGGUGCCUGAUAGAGUAGAAGAAUUGGCUGUGAUUUGUGCUAAUUACAAUAUCCCACAUAUAGUCAACAAUGCGUAUGGAGUGCAGUCUUCGAAGUGUAUGCACCUUAUUCAGCAGGGAGCUCGUGUUGGUAGAAUAGAUGCUUUCGUUCAGAGCCUGGAUAAAAAUUUUCUGGUUCCAGUAGGUGGCGCCAUAAUUGCUGGCUUUAACGACGCCUUCAUUCAAGAAAUCAGCAAAAUGUAUCCAGGGAGAGCGUCUGCUUCCCCGUCUUUAGAUGUCCUUAUGACUUUACUGUCAUUAGGAUCAAACGGUUAUAAGGAUCUGCUAAAGGAAAGAAAGGAAAUGUUCUCAUACUUGUCCAGCCAACUAAAGCAGCUGUCAGAAGCCUACAACGAAAGACUGUUGCAUACACCUCACAACCCCAUAUCUUUAGCUGUGACACUUCAGAUGCUAGAUGAACACAGUGACAAAGCUGUCACUGAACUUGGCUCAAUGCUUUUUACCAGACAGGUUUCUGGAGCCAGGGUCGUGCCUCUUGGGUCUGUGCAGACUCUGAGCGGCCACACUUUCAGAGGCUUUAUGUCGCAUACUGACAGUUACCCUUGUGCUUACCUCAACGCUGCGUCAGCCAUCGGAAUGAAGACACAGGACGUGGACUUGUUCAUAAAGAGACUUGACAAGUGUUUAAAGACAAUCAGGAGAGAACAAAAGAGAGAGAAUGAUGAGUCUGGGGUGGACAGUGAGAAAACCGAAGAUGCGGAUGUAACCGAAAUGGCUUUGCAACUAGAUAAUGCACUUCUGGGUACAAACACAAACCAGGAUUCUUCUUCAUAACCUGGGAGGGCUUUCUUGUUGCUAGUUUGGGGGAAACGAGGGCACGGUACAUGAGCAAGCAGUUUAAAGGGAAGACAUAAAGUGCUGGGUUGUGAAUUUGGGCGACCAUAUUUGAUCAGAGAAAAGAGCAUCGUCUGAACUGAACUUGUUGGCUGAUAAUGUCUUUUACUCUGAGACUGCCUUCAUCCUGAUCAGAUGAUAACACAGUUAGCAUGCUUCCUAUUGUUAGAGUAUUUGCCAGUUAAAGCAUUGUGAUUCAGACAGUCUUUGCCAACAUAAUGACAGCGAGAUUACCUGGAAUUCUUUUUGGAAUGUGUAGGCUGCUUCCUGCUAAGAAUUCUUUACCUUUCACACACUGCUCAUGUGUCUGAUCACACAGAAUUUACUUAAUUUUUUUGUUUCAUGAAGAAUCCGAAUUAGAGAACUUUUUUUUUUUUUGCCUCCAGGGUUAUUGCUGGGGCUAAGUGCCUGCACCAUGAAUCUAUUGCUCCUGGAGGCCAUUUUUUUCCCCUUUUGUUUCCCUUGUUGUAGCCUUGUUGUGGUUAUUGUUGUUAUUGUUGAUGUUGUUCAUUGUUGGAUAGGACAGAGAGAAAUGGAGAGAGGAGGGUAAGACAGAGAGAGGGAGAGAAAGAGAGACACCUGCAGACUUGCUUCACUGCCUGUGAAGUGACUCCCCUUGCCAGUGGGGAGCCGGGGGCUCGGACCGGGGUUGUAACGCCGGUCCUUGCGCUUUGCGCCAUGUGCGCCCAACCCACUGUGCUACCACCCGACCCCCCCAAAUUAGAGAAUUUUUAAACAUGGCCUAGAGUCUCAAAACAAACUAUUCAAAAUGUCCUAGGAUAUAAUGCAAAUUUAUUCUCUACAUAAAGGACCAGGAAAAUCAGGCCUAUUCUGUAGGGAAAUAAAUGAUGACCUAUAGAUACCAGUGCUGAGAGAACCAGAUAACCCAGAUGCGGAAAUUGUCAGGCACAGACUUUAGUAAAGAAGCUGUUAGAAGCAUUUCUCUAUGAGGUAAAAGCUGGUAGCCCCAGAUGGAGAAGUAUCUCUAGAGCUACCAACUACCAAAUGCUUCUUGAUGUGCCUGCACCACAGAACGCUCCAAUCGGGCACAAAGGGAAGGCGUGAACGAACGUUCACUCCCUCAGCAGCGGUGCCUCUCAACAGGGCAUGACUGUCCUUAUAACUGAGGGCACCUUUGGUUUUCAGAGCUGGGGGGACACGCUCUGGGUGGUGGGUGGGAGCCAGUGUUGCUGUUCACCCUACAGUGGACGAAUGAGCUUUCCAAAACACAGUUAGUUAUCCAGCCUCAAACUUAAGGCAGUGCUGAGUUCACUUUAGAGAAAAGCUCUAAAAGCAACAAACACCUCAGGUAAAGAGAAGUUUUCCAUAGCAACGCUAAUUAUGCAGAAAUGCUUCAAAGAUAAGAUAGUUCUAUAAAUGUUAUCAACCUGUCCGUAACAGAGACUCACUUGGUAACGUGACUCACUGGUUCUAAACAUGACAAUUAUCAAGUGUCUCAUAUGUCCCUUGUGUUUUCCCGUUUGGGCAAGUGAAAACUUCGUUCCACUGUUUUGGCUUUCAGCCGUUAGUUUGUUCAUGUUCUGUGCACAGCCACUGUCAGGAGCACUUCACAUGGAUAUUUUUUUUUAACACAUUUGUUCUAGGGAGGUAAGAAUGGGGCAGUGUGAGAACAGGUGUAUUCCAUCUGCCCUGCCCACAUGCUUUGCUUUCUGAGUCUGAAAUGCUAGACAUCUUGUCUCUAACACUUAGUUUUCUUGCUAACUUUGAGAAACAGACUGAUGUCUUAUAACCCGAGGAACUAGUGAAGCUUCUAAAUAUACCCCAGAAAUGUCAAAGAUGUGUUCCUCAGGACCUGCUCAGUGGGGCACCAUUCACAAGCGAUACUCAGGGGAAGAAAGGGUUCUGUGGACAAGUACUUGAGGGAAUUUGCAGAACCUGCCCGCUAGCAUAUUCUAGGCUCUAAGAGUCUCUUCAAAAACGUUUGAGUAUGUCCUCUUCAAAGAUGAAAUUCGCUUUUAAAACUAAAUACUUGCUGACAUGCUUUUGAAUAUACUUUUGAAAACACUGUGGAGAAUGGUUUGUGUUUGUCUCUGCUGUUUGGGCUGUGUUCAAACAAACAAACAAACAAACAUGCCAAACAUGAGCUCAGACAGAUCUCACUCCCAUUAAUGUAAGUGCUAAGUUUACAGUAAACAGAGGCUCCACCAUCUUGCAGGUGAAGAUUGUGUUGAGCUAAAGAACUUCAUUCUAAAUGUUUUAAAAGUUCAUUUUAAAAUUACAUAGGUUUUUUUUUUUGGGGGGGGGGUGUUAAAUAGCUCAAAUUAAAAAUAGCUAUGGAAAUUCAUUUUAUUUUAUCUUUUUUAAAUGGUUCCCCCAUACUCCCAUCCAUGGCAAUUCAUUUUAAAGGAGUAAACCCUGGAUUAAAAUGGUAUGAGUGAGUGAGUGAGUGAGUGAGUGUGUGUGUGUGUAUGUGUGUGUGAACUCUGGGCAGAGUUGUCAAACUAAUAAUGCCUAAAGCUUGCAGCAAACCACGAGUUGUAUGAAAAGGAGUGCAGGGUCGUUGCAAAUGUAAAUGUGAGCCAGGCAACUUGAAGCCCAAACUGCUUUAUCAGACACAUUUAUAUUGUGUGAUCAUCAUUUUGCUUAAGAAAGACCAGAGCCAAGAGACCAGCAGAUGUUUUUCUUAUCUGCAGUAAAGCAGGAAUUCUUUGGCUUCAGCUGCUGAAUAGAUGAAUAAUUCUAACUGAAGAUUCAUCACAUGAAUUCACAUGCAAGUGAUCUAAGUAUAUUGUGACAUACCAUUCCUGGUACGUCAGUCGGCUAGCUAUAGCUUUUAUUGUCGCCUCUUUCCAGAGGUUUUGGAAUUCCAGCUCUAUCUCUUCCUGCUGCUUUAGACUUGACCUUGACCUCAUAGAAUUUAUGAAUCUUGGAAGAGAUACAGGUUCUAUAUAAUCAGGGCUUCCUUUGUCCCCAACCUUAGUGUCUUUUUUUUUUUUUUUGCCUAUUUCCUAUUUCGUGUAUAAGUUAAAAUGGCCACCUACUUACAAUUAAUUCGUUUUAGCUUGCUACUGUUAAUUGAUAAGCCUCACUUUCCUCUGAGCUGUGGUAGAAGGGCCAAGGGUAAUGCCGUUCCCGUGACUAAGAUGCUCUCCUCUGUUGUUCUGACAACCUUUAGUUGGGUCACCAGGUAGACUUUGUGAGUUUGGGUUUCAAAGUCAUUGGGUCUAGUAGUCUGCCCAGAGAAGAAAACUGAGUAAUACAAAAUAGUCUUUAGGUCACCACACGGUGUGUUAGACACACAGCAGGGAAUGGCAUUUUUACUCCAACUCUCCAUUUUGGCUCUCACGUCCUCUGCAGAUAAAUUCUCACUCUUGGGAUGAUCCGUGAUACUGGCCUUAGGAACACAGUGUUCAGCUCUAAAUCUUUCUGUUGAUGUUUUUUGCAUUAGUUGAACAAAAUUAUAGACCAUGAAUCAUUAAGUAAACAUCUGUUAAGCCAAUAGGCACUUGAUACACAGAAUGAUAUAUUUAAAAAUAAAUUAAGCUUUUUUUUU
Erinaceus europaeus (western European hedgehog) is the source of this 5206-nucleotide messenger RNA. It is a transcript of the gene SEPSECS, whose product is annotated as Sep (O-phosphoserine) tRNA:Sec (selenocysteine) tRNA synthase. The record is from RefSeq and is a predicted model, not a curated record. The transcript has 11 exons. Gene Ontology annotation, biological process: conversion of seryl-tRNAsec to selenocys-tRNAsec; selenocysteine incorporation. Gene Ontology annotation, molecular function: tRNA binding; O-phosphoseryl-tRNA(Sec) selenium transferase activity. Lineage: Eukaryota; Metazoa; Chordata; Mammalia; Eulipotyphla; Erinaceidae. The coding region runs from base 112 to 1632 and encodes 506 amino acids.